This is a messenger RNA of Fundulus heteroclitus (mummichog), 531 nucleotides long. RefSeq names its product serum amyloid A (gene saa). Bases 122 to 487 code for a protein of 121 amino acids. Lineage: Eukaryota; Metazoa; Chordata; Actinopteri; Cyprinodontiformes; Fundulidae. The record is from RefSeq and is a predicted model, not a curated record. The transcript has 4 exons. Gene Ontology annotation, cellular component: extracellular region.
CUGUUUUUGAAAUCCUACUGACCAUUCUGUUCCCUAAUAUAAAAGAGGUCUUGUUCUCCGUGUUGGAACAUUGUGUGCUUGAAGUUUUAACGUCUGCACAGUCUGUGAAGCAUCUGCAACAAUGAAGCUGCUUUUGGCAGGCAUUGUCCUAAUUUUCAUCUCUGGAUCCAAAGCUCAGUGGUACAAGUUUCCUGUUGAAGCUGCUCAAGGAGCUUAUGAUAUGGGCAGAGCCUACCUGCACAUGAGAGAGGCCAACUAUAUCGGCGCUGACAAAUACUUUCAUGCCAGAGGAAACUAUGAUGCUGCGCAGAGAGGGGCAGGAGGCGAAUGGGCUGCAGAGGUUAUCAGCGAUGCCAGAGAGUGGGUGCAGGGAAGCUCGGGCCGUGGUCACCUGGACUCAGAGGCCGAUCAGGAAGCAAAUCGUUGGGGACGAGGAGGAGGAGAUCCCAACAAAUACAGACCAGCAGGACUUCCUGACAAAUACUGAGAGAAGACUAUCAUGUGUAAUAAAACUCAUGAUGAAACAUUAAA